Plectropomus leopardus (leopard coralgrouper) is the source of this 3582-nucleotide messenger RNA. RefSeq lists its product as uncharacterized. NCBI's taxonomy places the organism in Eukaryota, Metazoa, Chordata, Actinopteri, Perciformes, Serranidae. Gene Ontology annotation, molecular function: proton transmembrane transporter activity. Gene Ontology annotation, cellular component: proton-transporting ATP synthase complex. The record is from RefSeq and is a predicted model, not a curated record. Gene Ontology annotation, biological process: proton motive force-driven ATP synthesis.
UGAGAGCUUUACGUAACUGUAAUGCUAUAAAAACUCAGGACAACAAACAAAACAUGUCAGCCAGCUAGAAAACAAACAAACAAACAAACAAACAAACAACGUAUCAAACAAACAAACAAACGCUUCAAAGUCGAUUUAAUCGGUUCAGGUCGACGCAGGAAGGUCUCGAUCAGCGCGUUUACUUUAGCUAGCUAAACGAGUUUAAUGCCGUUUGUUAUUGAACAUUUUUGCAUUUUAAUCUCCCGUUAAAUGAUCCGUUAGUGUGUUUACGGCGGUAAAUCCGAGGGUCGCGGCCAUGGUGGAGGACGCAGAGCUUCAGGACAUUUAGUACUUUCUCAGAGCGACCUGACAUCCCUGCUCACCGUGAAGCAAAGAAACGCACAUUUAUUUUACACAGUUAUCCUCUGUUUUUACAUUUAAACAAGCAUGGCUUCUGCUUUGUUCAGAAGAGGAUCAGGAUUAUGUGCAAGAUGUAUUCACAGGGAGUUGUGCAGAGUAGUAUGGAGGCCGCAAACUGCCCUGUUCAGCUCCAAACCAUCAGACAAAAAACAGCCACGCAGGACACACAUCAAGAAAGCGAAGCCUCAGCCAGCGGUGGAUAUCGCCAAACUCCUGGAGCAACUCUACUCCCAGCGCAGGCCGGCCACGACGCCUCCCGCCGGGACAGCUCGACCUGUCAAAGCCUUUUCCACACCUACCAAACCUCCUGCCGCCUCCUCAGAGAAAGUUCCUCCUUUGUCAAAGACAGAUCCAGCAGUUUCUGUCUUUUCUGCUGCUUCUAGCUCAAAAACCGUAGAUACCGACAGUGUUGCUACAACCUCAGGUCCCUCCCCAACCAGCACAACACCUGCACCAACAGAAACGGCUCCAAUAGAAAGCAAAACCUCGGCUGAAACAAAAGAAACAAAUGUAGAAACGGCUUCAUCAUCUCUUUCAGGUGCUUCAGUAGAACCCUUAAUAGAAACGACAAUAGAAUCACCAGUAGAGCCUGUCCUUUCUGCUGUGGAAACACUAGAAUUUGCUGAAGGUCCAGUAGAGCCCAAAAUAGAUGCUGCAUCUGAAGAUGCUCAAACCAAAGGCACAAACUCAGGAACUUAUGAUGUCUCACACUCUACCAAAGGAGAACCCUUAAUAGAAACCAUAGUAGAAUCACCAGUAGAAGUUAGCCAUUCCCCUGUGGAAACACUAGACGUUUCUGCCAUUGCUGAAGGUCCAAUAGAGCCCGCAGUAGACGCUCCAGCUGAAGACGUGCAAACCAAAGACUCACAAGUCUUACAGACUACUAAAGAAGAACCUUUAAUAGAAACUACAGUAGAAUCACCAGUAGAAGCCAACCAGUCUCCUGUGGAAACACUAGAAACAAGAGCUGUAGUUGUUGAGGGUCCAGUAGAACCGAUUAUAGAUGUCAAAGUAGAUGUAGCAGCUCAGAAAGUAGAAACCAAAAGCACAGACUCAGGAGUGGUUGACAUUCCACACACUGCAACAGUAGAAUCCUCAUUAGAUGCAGUUGAAGCAUCAGUAGAAGCCAGCACCUGUCAUCUGGAAACACUAGAGAGUAGAGCUGCUGAAGAAUCAGUAGAAACCAACAGCACAGACUCAGGAGUGGUCUCACACAGUGCCAAAGAGGAACUUUUAAUAGAAACUACAAUAGAACCAACAGUAGAGGCCAGCACCUCUCCUAUUUCUGAAGGUGCAGUAGAGUCUGCAAUAGAAGCAGUUGUCAACCUUUCACAUUCUGCCUUAAUGCAAAAUUUGCAAGAAUCUGCACCCUUGCCUAUGAAAAACGAAUCCACAGUAGAGUCCACAGUAGAAUCAGUGAGUGACGGCGUGGAGGAGGGGGUGAACAAGUCUGAGGAAAUGACUUUAGAGUCCGUGACGCUCCACGUAGACGAGGUUCUGGUCGCGUCUUUACAAACGGAUGAGCUCCUCCAAACGAAAUCUAUCCUCGAUGAAAAAGCAGAAAAGCAGCUGCAGGAGUCGUCCGUCCAGACGGAGAUCGAGAACAAAGCUGCAGCUGAAAGUGAGAGUUCAAGCGAAGACGAAAGCGAGAUUUUAACCGACUCUCUUUCAAAAUGGGACACUCUGUCUGAAGAUCUUCAAGAGUUAGAAGGUGAAAGUGGCGCGUUGGUGAACGAGCUGCUCUAUCAUGUUCCUGCGGCACUUUCCAAAACUCCUGGCACGAGUUCAGCCUCUGAUCCACCUGCAGGAGCAAACGGAGAGCAGACGGAGGAGACGGAGGAGACGGAGGCAGAGGCGAUGACGCUGGAAUCGAUAACUUUAGCAAAAGUGAAAGCCGAAGUUGAAAAUCUUGAAACCGAAGUUUUUCUAGAAAUGAGAGAUGCACUUGAGAAAGAAGCUGAGGUGCAAGCUAAAGAGGAGACGUUGGAAGACGUUGCUAUUUUCGAGGACGAAACAGAGGCUGAAUUAUUAGCCAGACUGGAUUCUGUCUCUGAAGCCACAGACGCUUUAGAAGCGGAGACAUCCGUCCUGCUGGAGGCCAUGUUCGGUUCUGAGCAAGGAUCGAGGCUGCCCCCUGAAGCUUUGCUCGUUGACCAGAAACUGGAGCGGCAGGAUGAAGCGACAAGUUCGGAAGUCAAAAAAGAUUCGGACGAGCAGGACAGAAGUGUUCUGGAGACGAUGAGUCUGGAGUCUGUGACUCUGGCUGAAGUUGAGGCGUCUUUGGGAAAUCUCGAGGACGAAUUUCUGAGUGAAACUACAGAUUAUCUGGAGAGAGAAGCUGAAAUUGUUGCUGGAGAGACGAUGGUGGAGGUAGAGGACGUGGUGGUGUCUGAAGAGACGACUGAGGCUCCGAAGAUCGAGUCUCUGUCUCUGCCUGAAGGUGACGCUCUGUCUGAAGAUCUGCAGUUAGACACGCUGAUGGAGGACUUGUUUUUUUCCGUUCCUGGACACGCGACAGGCGUAACUGAAGGCCCGAUCAGUCAGGAGGUUGUAACAGCGAAUAUUUUGGAUGCGACAGUAGCCGAUGGGUCAGUCGACGCUGAUACAGCGGCUGCAGUGACAGAUGAUUCUCCAGCUUCUCCUGCUCUGGAGGAGGUGCUGCAGGGACAGGAGGAGGAGGAGGAGGAGGAGGUGAAGGAGGAGGGAGCACAGGCUGAAGCCUUCGCAGAUUUAGAUCCAGUUCAGAGACUCUUCCUGGAGAAGAUCAAAGAAUACAACAACAUGCGCAGGUUGAAUGGAGGACUGUUGGGGGCGGAGCCAGAUUACGAAAAAUACCUGUCAGAGGAGACCGCAAAGCUCCAGAGACAGUAUGGUGGAGGAGACCUGAGCAGCUUCCCUGAGUUCACCUUCAGCGAGCCCAAUAUGGACCCGGACUCCAAAUGAUCCAUGACGCCUACCUCCUACUCUUUGUGCUCUUUUUUGGAGAUCUCUCUGUCUUCCUCCUCCGUUACCUCCUCAUUUCAGUUUCUAGAACAGAAAAAGGGAGAAAAAGAAGCAUAGAAAGUUUGUUUUGGUGAUCUGCCAUAAAAAUAAGGGAACUUAUAAUGAAAAUAUAUUCCCGGCUGUUUGUAUUGUGCAAUAAAAAUAGCAGCAAAUUAUAUAUGAAUAUUCUAUUUUAUUAAA